CAAGAACUCGUUUGAGCCGAUGCUGCAUCUAGAAGUUGGAUCCACGAAAUUACCAAGACGCUCUUUUCCUGUACAAUUAGAUGCUAACCAGCCACGCCCAAAGGGAGAGCCAAAAGAACUAGCAGCCUUCGUAGAUCGUGCGGGGUCGAUCAUGCGGAAUCUUUUAGCAGAGGAGAAGAACCGACGAGAACGAGAAGCUAGGAGAAGCAAGUCGUGGGGUGAACAAGAGUAUGAGGAGUUGCUGAAAAGUGGCGAAGAAGGCGAAGUAGAUGGAGUAAGACAUGAACAAUAUGAAAAAAAUCACGAUGCAGACGACGAGCAAGACGAAGUAGAUGAAGAUUCUCGCACAGUCGAGGAGCUGAGUCACAUGGUUCCAUCGACGAUUUUUUUGCAGACUCAACAAGAGCAGACAAGUCAGCAAGAACAGAUGCGCAGCAGCCAAGAAUCACUGAUGCAUAUGUUCCAGCACAGCCUCACUGCCAGAAGUGUUCUCGAGUUGGCAGGUCAUGGUAGGAAGCAUAUGGUGCUAUUGGACGCUGACGAGAACCCUUUUUUGCCCUUAGAUGGCAUCGCUAAGAACGAUGUUGGGGCAUUAAUGAGGAAUAGAAGGAGGAACCAAGAUGUUACCAAAGAGGGACGUUUGAUGCGACUCGAAAAUAGUAGUGAACCAUUGGCAAAAGCCAAAAUAGAGGCUCGAUCAAUGUUGGCAUCUCCUACUUCUUUGUCCAGCACAUCAACUGACGGCAGACUUUCGAGGAGAAUGCAGCCGAUUCGGCAGGAGGAAGAAGAAAAAGGCUACAGCGACCUUGACACGAUCAAGUGGAAAAUGCCUUAUGCCAAAAGGAAGAGACAUGCUCCUUCAUUUUCUUCUUCACUUUCUGCCAGUACUAAGACUCACAAGCCAGCAGGAGCAACGAUUUCCGCAACUUUUUUAGCAGAGCAAUCUUUUCCUACAACCCCUCAAAAAACAAGUAAAGAACCUGGUGAGAGCGUUACAAAUGUUCUGAAUAAUACUAGUACCAACAAACAGCGCGCCUCAACCUUUGACAUCGAUGAAUACGACUCUGAUAAGGAUUCAUCCAGGGCAGAAAAGGUCCCACCAGGAGCAGUAUCGCAUGGUGCCAAAGGAACAACAGCAAACAAUGAUAAUGGAGGACUAGGAAGAGAUGAUGACUCCUAUGGCUCCUCGGACAAAAAGACUACAACAGUGGAUGGCAGUACUAGCUCGUCAGGUGGAUCGACUCCGGACGCAAGUGGAGGACCGUCGGCAGAAGGCCUAGUACCUACCAUGAGAAAGGACCACGACAUCUUCAAUCAUAAUGAUGUUAAUGGACCAGGUACUGCUUCCGCUAGAACAGCAC
Molecule: messenger RNA, 1361 nt
Organism: Amoebophrya sp. A25
Lineage: Eukaryota; Dinophyceae; Syndiniales; Amoebophryaceae
Source: the annotation of a GenBank genome assembly